AUGGCGACUGCAGCAGAUCUAAAAGAAUAUUUGGAGCUCCAAAACUCGGAGUUGGAGUCUGUUAUUGAAGUGUAUGGACCAGAGAAUGUACAAAAGUUAGAAAGCAAGCAGGCCUGGGGCAAGAACGCUCCUCAAUUUGUCGAGUUUAACAUUCGGAUAUCUCCCUUUGAUGUUGCACCAGAUGCCGAGCCUAUUCAUGUGACGCUACAUGUCAAAUUUCCUCAUACAUACCCGCGAGUUCCAGCCCAGUUUACUGUGAAGGACCCAGUCAAUUUUCCCAAGAAACACAUACCCGAACUGAACAAGUUUAUCCGUGCUGCAGCAGAGCGUCAUCUCAAUGAUAUGAUGGUGCUAGUGGUAGCGGAUGAGCUUCGAGAACAACUUUCGGUCCUCACCACAGCUGGAGCUACGCCUGCCAACAAGUCCCUUGCAGACCAGGCUAUUCAACGGGCAAAUGAAGUUCUUGCGGCACAAAGGGCCGAACGCGAAGCACAGGCUGCCAAGGCUGUGGAAGAUCAGAUGCAGGAAGUCCGCGAGAUUGAAGAAGGGAUCAAGGCUAUGGAACUGCAGCGACGCACUCAAUUCGGGACAUCCCCAAACGACAGGGGGACUACUGUUGUGGAUUCAAAAUCUCGCUUGGUUGUCUCAGGAGUCGAACAACCGAUGCGUCAUCGCAAGCUCGAUGACGGAGCCUACGUUGAAUUCGAUGAACCUAUCAAGUUGGGCCAAAGGCAUUUCAAUGCCGUUAGACUAUCCUGCCCUCAAUCGGUUGGUCCUAUAGGCACUGUGUAUAUUGCAGAGCCCUUGUUUCAAGACGCUGGUGAAUGGCCAUCGAAACUGGCCGUAAGCAUUGCCGAACCACAAGCCUCGGUGCUCGAAAUGCAUGAGACUAUAUUUUACUCGAAUUACUAUUCUAACCCAGCUGGCAGAUCCAAGUUGGAGACCUUGAUAACGGAAAUCCGAAGGUUAACAACAAUCAAGCAUCCCAACCUACAGGAAGUAUAUGCCGUCAAGUUGACAUCGACUGAAUCCAAACAGCCUAACCCAGCAUUUACACCUGUAUCCCCUUGGGCCGGCGCCGAGUUUGUAUACGGCGACCGGCGCCAUUUGCGCUCACCUCAACUCGUUCUUGACGAAGUGUUGGCACAAUGCGAGUUUUUGAAAAAGGACCGCGCCAUUAGUCACAUAUGUUCAGCUCUCCAAGCACUUUCAGAGCUGCACAACAAGCAAUUUACACAUAGGGCUAUCAACUUGUCGCACAUUGGCAUUUUACAAGGCUCGCGCGGGCAACUAGGCGUUCUAAAAGUAAGACGAACUUGGUGGUUUACUCGUCUGGUCGAUCUACACAAGGGAAACCCCUAUGGCCGCGAUAGUAAAACAUGUAACGAAGACCAGAUUCCUGAACGAUGGAUGCUGCCAGAAGUACUGGAAGAGCCGCAUCAAUACUCCUAUAAACGCGAUAUUUGGAGUUUAGGCCUGGUAUUUAUCCAAAUGCUGAUGAGUCCUCGAGUGAUCUAUGAUUUUGGAGAUGUCCAUGAGGCUUUGUCAUCUUCUGACAUUCCUGAACGAUUGCAAGAGAUUAUAUUGACGAUGGUCACACCACAAAAGAAACGUCCGACCUGUUUGACCAUAUUAUCAAGACUUGAAUCGCUCGGACAAAUAACACCUGUGCCUAAUAAGGCCAAGCUACCGCCAUCCGUCAACCGACAAUCAUUAUCUAUGUCACCAGACGGAGCUUAUUAUGCACCGAUGAACAUUGGCAUACUAGGCCGGUCGGCACCAAGAGUAAGUCGGUUUCGUGAAGAAUGGGAAGAGCUGGAAUUUCUGGGGAAAGGUGGCUUUGGAUCAGUCGUCAAAGCUCAAAACAAACUUGAUGGCAGGAUAUACGCGGUUAAGAAAAUAAGGCUUCGGGGUGCUGAUGAUGCCAAGAUUUAUCGGGAGAUUACCGCGCUUUCCAGGCUCUCGCACAGAUACAUUGUCAGAUACUACACCGCCUGGCUUGAGACUCUGCAAUCUGGUGCAACGUCGCCCAGCGACUCUGACGGUUCUGCUGCUUCAUCUGACACCACUGAGGAAGCCCAGACUGUGACCAACGACGAUAGCGUCGACUCGGCUUUUGUUUUCAAUCUAGAUGACCUCCCCCCACCAGGCUCUUCGCCAUAUACUGGAACUUCGUUUCCGGGUAUUCAUUUCCGGGAAAACAGCCAAAGUCAAAGCCGAUCCUCUCAUGGUUUUGAUGAUUCGAGUGACGAGGACGAGGAUGAUUCUCCCGUCGUGACUACGCCCCAGGUGAAAGCCGUGACGCCAAAAAUCAACCCUCGUAUUUUAUAUAUUCAGAUGGAAUUUGUCGAAAAUCAAACGCUGAAAGAGUUGGUGGAACGCAAAGCCCCAGAGGGUGGGUUCAGCGAAGAGGAAUCCUGGCGAUUGUUCCGACAACUCGUCGAAGCCCUCGUACAUUUGCAACAAAAUGGAAUACUGCAUCGGGAUAUCAAGCUUUCCAAUAUUUUCAUAGAUGCCAAAGGAGACGCCAAACUCGGUGACUUUGGCCUCGCAGUAAAUGCGGUAGUACCUGAUGACCCCUCAGACUUGGUCAUACCUAGAUUGGAUGCAUACCAAGAAAUGACUUCAGGCGUGGGUACGAGUCUGUAUGUCGCCCCUGAAGUUAUGUUGGGAAGGAAGAAGGGGACCCGUAGUCAGUCCAAGGCAGAUCUAUAUAGUUUAGGGAUCGUAUUUUUCGAGCUAAACUUCCCAUUUGUGACUGCCAGCGAGCGCGUUAAUGUCUUGACGCGGCUUCGACAGCCAUCUAUUCAGUUCCCUCCUGCAUGGCCAGAGGCAAGAGAUCAACAGCGACAGAUAAUCGAAAUGCUACUUGAGCACGAUCCUGAUAAGAGGCCAUCUGCGUUACAGCUCAGCACGGGUAAAUAUUUGCCCGAAACACUAGAGGACGAGUAUGUGAAGGAAGCGUUACCGAUUAUUGUUGAUCCCAAGAGGCCACAUUACGAGGCAUUAUUGGCCAAGCUCUUCGACCAGGACACCGUGCCAGCCAAAGCGUUUAUCUAUAAUAUGCAUGCAGAUAUACCCGAUCAUGCCGCGUUGUACGAUACCGUUCGAGAUAGGAUCGUUGCUGUGUUCCAUGUGCAAGGAGCGGUAUCCAAGGAGCCAAUCUUACUCGCGCUCAAUCACAACUCAAAUGAAGCCUCCAAUGAAGAUAGGCAGUCGGUAGUGUUGCUCGAUCGAAGAGGUGACCUAGUUACCCUACCAAGGCAUGCGACGACUCCCUUUGCGCGCUUGGCAGCAAUUGAAGGAACAACGCGUAUCAAACGUUAUUCCAUCAGCAAUGCGUACAGGCCCACACCGGUGGGCCCUCCUAAGGCGAUUAAGUUUGCUAUUUUUGAUAUUAUUACUCCCGAUACAGAUAAGGAUUCGAUUGGGGCAGCCGAGGCGGAAUGUAUGCGCGUAGUUGACGAGGUUCUUUCAAUUUUCCCCGGAACGCGAGAACAGCAGAUUGAAAUAUAUCUUACACAUGAUGGACUUACCCGCGAUAUAAGAAAGGCGUUGGAAGACAUCAAUCCACAGGCCGAGGAAAUAUUGUCUCAAACACGGUCAUCGUUCCCUCAAAAGCGUGCACAUCUUAGUCGAUUGGAUGAGGUGGCCCCGUUGUUUACCCGAUUGGAGAAGAUUUCUUUGGACGACAACCCCAGGGUUUUCGAUGCGCUGGAGGAGAUCAAACGAACUCUAACGCUUGCACGCUUGAUGGGAGUGAAACGCAAGAUUAUCAUAGCUCCCUGGUCGCCCUCAAUGCUUGGCCAGGUAGAUUUCACUGGGGGAUUAGUGUUUGAGGCACGGGGCGCGAAGCGAACAGACAUCUAUGCACGAGGCGGCCGGUACGAUCCUCUAAUUACCAAGUUUACCGUCCCAAACAGGCGAACCCCGAUCCGGGCGGUCGCCGUUCAGAUCUCGAUGGACAGAAUCGCAAGUGCCCUAGCAGAUUACCUGUCAAGCAGCGUGAAGAGCAUGGUCAAAGAGGAGCGAUCCUUUGGCUACUGGUCUCCAAGUCGAUGUGAUGUCUACAUUGCAUCAUUCCAACCCGGGCUUCUGCACGAACGCGUGGAAUUGCUCAGAGAUCUCUGGAGUCACAGAAUACGUACUGACACGAUGUACGAGGAAGCAACUCAGCAGAGUGGCGAUGAGCAUGUACGUAUGUGCAAGAGGGAAGGAACACUGUUUCUGGUGUACGUUCGCCUAAAGGCGAAGCGGGACUCUGGCAUUGUUCUAGUCAAAAAUGUCCUUACUGGUAUGGAAACCGAAGGCAACGACCUAGUUCCAUGGCUGGAACACCACCUGGCGGAACAACGCAAAGCUGAGGCUAUUGAAGGAGUGUCAUCUACUUCGGGUGUGGAGUCUACGUCACGCGAAGUAUAUCAUGAUAGUAUACACGUACUAGUCCCUGGCGAGGGCCACCGUAAACAGAGGAAACAGAGCAAGAAUAUCUUUUUAGAAAAGGCCCAAGAACUUCAGAACGCUGUACGCCAAGCGUGCUCUACCGGGAUUCAGAUACUCGCCGUGGACGCACCUACAUCGGCCUUUAAUGCGUUGACAGCCGGAACCUCUUGGUUAUCGGAUGACGAUGCAUGGAAAACAGUGCUCACGGCGUUCCCGAAAGAACAGACUGCGCACGCCGCGAACGUUCGAGAAGAAUUCCUUGCGAAAAAGGCUCAAGGACACAAAUUACUACUACUUCUUUCGGUGCGCGAUGAACGAGCGUUCCUAUUUUCUUUAAGAUGA
Messenger RNA from Rhizoctonia solani, 4785 nucleotides. Its product is annotated as PEK/GCN2 kinase. The coding region runs from base 1 to 4785 and encodes 1594 amino acids. Gene Ontology annotation, biological process: regulation of translational initiation by eIF2 alpha phosphorylation; DNA damage checkpoint signaling. The transcript is spliced from 30 exons. Gene Ontology annotation, molecular function: protein binding; ATP binding; eukaryotic translation initiation factor 2alpha kinase activity. The record is from RefSeq and is a predicted model, not a curated record. Lineage: Eukaryota; Fungi; Basidiomycota; Agaricomycetes; Cantharellales; Ceratobasidiaceae.